AUGUCAAAUUCUGCUCUGUUCGCACUAAGGGAGCACCUGAAAAAUAAUGAUAAGUUCACUCUAUUAGAUAAAAACAAUGACACUAUAGAAGAUAUUAAUCUUGCUGAUAAAGUUUCAUUUGAAAAAGAAGGAGGAAACGAUAAAUAUAUUUUAUCUCUAGACGAAGAAACUGAGUUUUCUAUUGAGGGAAAACCGGUUGUUUUGAAAGUUAUACUACAUUGUUGGAUACAUAAGGACUCUAAUGCUGCAGAUUAUUUAGCGGAUUGCCAAAAAUUGCACUUAACAAAUAUUUCUUUCUUACAGAGAAAUGACUUAAUGAAUUGGUUGACUGGUCAAUCUGAAACUUCACAAUAUAUUGUAACAUCCAGAGAUCAAGGUAUAAAGGCUGUGGACGAGAAUAAUAAUACAGUGGCAAGCAAUAAUGCUACUAAUACGGUCACUACUUCCACUAUUAUUGGAUCUACAACACAAACGACAUAUUCAAACGAUCGCAAUUCAGGUUUAUCUGAAUUAGAGGUUAUACAAAAUGAGGAUCCAGUAUUGUUUAAAACCAUACAACACGAAAGAGUAUUAGUGGACCAUAACUCUAGUUUACGUGGUUCUAAACCUGUAGACUUUAGUUAUUUAAUUAAAGACGUUGAACUAAAAUUAGUACAGUCCUUAAAAGGUUCUUCUAGUUCCAAAACUGGUAAAAAUAAGGGUCACGUAUCAAAGAAUAAUGGUCCUUCAAAGAGUGUUUUACGUAAAGAUCCAAUCAUAUUAAUUCCAUCUGCGACCUCCUCUAUUCUGACUCUGUCCAAUAUUAAGGAGUUCUUGGAACAUUCGAAGUACAUUAAUCCAAGAGAUAUUACUAUUACAACUGAUAAUGAUUUAGUUACUGUAGAAAAGAAAUUUGAAAAGAUAAGUAGGCCAAUUAGAUUUUUAAUUGUUAAUAAUACUAGAAUGUUUACAAAACCUGAAUAUUGGGAUAGAGUAGUAGCUGUAUUCACUACAGGACAUACAUGGCAGUUUUCCAAUUAUCAAUGGAAUACUGCUCAGGAUCUAUUCCAACAUUGUAACGGUUAUUAUUUCCACUUCAAUGGAGAUGAAGUUCCACAGCAUGUUCAACAAUGGAACGUCCAAAGAAUUGCAUUAGACAAGCAUCAACGUUUCAAGGAUGUUGAGGUUGUUCGUUUCUUUUGGUCCAAUUUAGAAAAAUCUUUGAUAGCAAAGGGCUACCAUUAA
Messenger RNA from Maudiozyma barnettii, 1224 nucleotides. It is a transcript of the gene CDC73, whose product is annotated as Cdc73p. The transcript has a single exon. Lineage: Eukaryota; Fungi; Ascomycota; Saccharomycetes; Saccharomycetales; Saccharomycetaceae. Bases 1 to 1224 code for a protein of 407 amino acids. The record is from RefSeq and is a predicted model, not a curated record. Gene Ontology annotation, molecular function: RNA polymerase II complex binding. Gene Ontology annotation, cellular component: Cdc73/Paf1 complex. Gene Ontology annotation, biological process: positive regulation of transcription elongation by RNA polymerase II; transcription elongation by RNA polymerase II.